GAAUACGAACACAACCCUGCACCCGUUGGUUCACAGGGUGAAGUUGUCAACAGAAAAUGAAGUGGCACGAAACAGGUACCAUAUGCACGAAUGUGGUCAAAACCACCCUUACGUUAGCAACAACCUUAGACAAAUCCACCCCUAAAUAUCUACCACACCAUUUCUCUCCACUUCUCAUUCUCAACGAGUUCACCAUUGCGUCUCUCCAAUCCAAUGGCUUCCACGCCUUUCUCCACUCUCUGCCACUUCCACAAACCCUCCCUCCGCUUCCUAGCGUUGGACAGGUCCAGUUUCUGCGGCGCGUCGGCGAUCUCGUUCCCAAAAGUUCGGAAGAACCGCAAAAUGGGAACUUUACCCGUUUGCAGAAUUAGUUCUGCUGUCGCCUUCCGAGACCUCGACGCUGACGAUUUUCGACACCCGCUUGAUCAACAGAAUACGGUGAUACUGAGAGCGAUUCCAGGAUUAAACGAACUUGGAAAGGCUCUUCUAGGCACUGUAGCUGAGCAGGUUAUGCUCCUUGAGAACAUCGGGACAUCUGUCCUUGUUUCUAAAAGUCAGCUUCCUGAUCUUUACCACCUAAUGGUCGAAGCUGCAGAAAUAUUAAAUGUUGAUGCCCCUGAUCUAUAUGUUCGUCAAAGUCCUGUACCAAAUGCGUAUACUUUAGCUAUAAGUGGUAAACGACCUUUUGUUGUCAUUCAUACUAGCCUUGUGGAGCUCCUUACAAAAGCAGAGUUGCAGGCUGUUUUGGCUCAUGAGCUAGGUCAUCUAAAAUGUGAUCAUGGUGUGUGGCUUACUUACGCAAAUAUUCUAACCCUUGGAGCCUAUACUGUACCUGGCAUUGGUGGUAUGAUAGCUCGAACUUUAGAAGAGCAGCUAUUCCGCUGGCUUCGAGCUGCUGAGCUGACUUGUGAUCGAGCAGCCCUUCUAGUUGCUCAAGACCCUAAGGUCGUCAUCUCUGUCCUCAUGAAAUUAGCCGGGGGAUGUCCAUCUAUGGCUGAUCAACUAAAUGUGGAUGCAUUCCUGGAGCAAGCUCGCUCUUAUGAAAAAGCUGCUUCCAGCCCAGUUGGAUGGUAUAUAAGGAAUGCACAAACAAGGCAACUGUCACAUCCUCUGCCUGUUCUACGUGCUAGUGAAAUUGAUGAAUGGUCAAGAACUCCAGCUUAUAAAUCCAUUUUGAAACGUGGAAUUCAGAUCAAAGCAAUAGAACAAAGUGUCUAGCAGUGUGUGCAUGGAUUAUGUUCAAAGUGCUCGGCAACUCAAGGUUCUUCGUAGUGGCAGCAAGUGCUUGGUGGUUGAUGUUCAGAUUGUAGCAGGCUGCUGCAAACUUGUAGUGUAAAUCUAAAAAUGUGUAUUCACUUUGUAAUAUAAGUGAACCUGUAAGUAGAAUUUUGAUGACAUUGAUUAUUAUUUCAUAGAAAUAUUACCCCUA
Vigna umbellata (rice bean) is the source of this 1429-nucleotide messenger RNA. Its product is annotated as Peptidase family M48 family protein. Lineage: Eukaryota; Viridiplantae; Streptophyta; Magnoliopsida; Fabales; Fabaceae. Gene Ontology annotation, biological process: proteolysis. The record is from RefSeq and is a predicted model, not a curated record. Gene Ontology annotation, molecular function: metalloendopeptidase activity.